AACACACGGGCCUGUAACAUCGACACAGAGGCAAAAAUGCCUAUAGAUUGUCUAUAGCUCAGUUUGUAAUUGGAAAACGUGGUACAAAUUGAAAUUUGAUGUUUCGUACGAAGCUUAGGCAAGUUUAUUUGAGGUUAUGUUGAUAACUUAAACUCAGCUUCUACCUAUAUCAAGUUAUUAGUGAAUUAUAAAUAAAAAUUAGAUUAAAUGUUGUCGAGAAACUGAGAAUUAGUUACAUGAAAGUGACAGAAGUGACUAAUGUACUGAGAUAGAAUAGUUUGUGUCAAUUUAGUGUUUUAUGUGGAUAAUUAUAGGGAUUUGUUUUGCUUACACGUAAUAAACAGUGAAGUGAACAAAAAGUCCAGUGAUAAAAAAUGAAAAACUAGCGAACUUGGACGAUAUAAUUGUGAAGUUUUACAAGACUUACUUAGUCACAAUGGCGAAUAGAGUUAGUAAUAACUGCUGCAGUGGAGUGUCUGCCGAACGCGCGGGCUUACCUGGACUCCUACGAGAUCUGCAAAGACUCUCGGAAGACCAGGAUUCCGCUGACAUAGUGUUCGUUCUUGGUACGGCGGAAGAAAAAGUCUACGCACACAAAAUUAUACUUUAUGCCAGGUGCAAAAGUUUUCAAAACACAAAACGCGGAGAAGUUUGUCGCAUCCCAGGGUGUACUAUAACGCCAUCUGUUGGCACGCAGCCCACGCCGAUACGUAUGCCACAUGUUCAGCCUGAAACAUUUCGACUUUUUAUACAGUACGUUUACACCGGAAAGCUGUUACUCCAUGACUCAGGAGUGUUUGAAAUGAUGACGCUAGCAGCAGAUUUAGGAGUAGAAGACCUUCGUGCCGCUUGUGAAGACCAUGUUACUUCUACUUUAAGCGUGGAAAGUGCAUGCACUUUGCUUGCUGCUGCUAUGGAAAUUCAAGAUAGGCCAGGUGGUAAGAGUGCCUCGUCGUUCAUGGAGCGCUGCAUCUCUUUUGUGGGAGACAAUGCUGCCGACUGCAUCAAGACCAACGCCUUCCUCAACCUGCCCAAGGAAGCUCUCAUCAAGCUGAUAUCAUCAGAUUUUCUGAGUUUAGAAGAGGAGGAGGUGUGGCGCUGCGCGCUGGCGUGGGCCAAGCAGCGCGCCGGCGUGACGCAGCCCACGGCGCACUGGACGGAGGAGGAGCGCGCGCGCGUGUGCCACCACCUCGCGCCGCUCAUGCAGCACGUGCGCCUGCUGCUCAUCGACAGCUCGGUGUUCGCGGAGGAGGUGGAGCCGACGGGCGCGGUGCCCAUGGAGCUGUCGCUGGAGCGCUACCGGCGCGCCGCGCUGCACGCCGCGCCGCGCCCCGACCACGACAAGCGCACGCAGCCACGGUUGUCGGUCAACGUGUUCACGGGCUCCGUGAUCCUGCAGCAAGACAAGAGCGCCUUCCACUCGCUCAUCAACAGCUGGUGCGGGUCUCCCAAGCAGUCGUGGCGGCUGGUGUUCCGCGCCUCCACACACGGCUACACCGCGCAGGCCUUUCACUCGCACUGCGACGGCGUGGCGCCCGUGCUGCUGCUGGCUCAGCUGGCGCGCGGCCCCGUCGUGGGCGGGUUCUGCUCGGCGGCGUGGGCGGCGGGCGGUGCGGGCGGCUACGUGCCGGCCGAGCGCGCCUUCCUCUUCUCCCUGGGCGACGCGCCGCAGCGACACCCGCUCGUCAAGAAGGCCUUCGCGCUGUGCUACCACCCCGACUGCGGGCCGAUCUUCGGCGCGGGCGCGGACCUGCUGCUGGCCAACAACUGCCACGCCAACAGCGACAGCUACAGCAACCUGCACUCGUACGGCGACGCGGCCGCGCCCGCCUCGCCCACCGCGCCCGCCUCGCUCGCGCCCGACUACAACUUCACCGUGCGCGACUACGAGAUCUUCACGCUCAACCACAACUGAUGACAACUGACAACAACUGACCACAAACACAUGACAAUGUUUCUUAGUACGUAAACUACCUACUUGUACAGGCCUAAAAUGCACGCUAAAAACUAUCGCGAUAAUUUUGUCUACAUAACGCUCUAUGUCGUGUGUUUUUAAUAAUUUAUGUAUCCGUUCUGGCUCAUAUUGUGCAAACAACAAGCUUGAUACAAAUAACAUUUCAGUUAGUAACCGACAGCAGAGAUGUAAAGGAUAGAUACCAAGUUUCAUAUCAAUUCAAUAUUAGUGCAUACAGGGCCGAAACAAGUUGUAUAUUCAGACACGCAAGAUGUGCCAACAAACGUAAUGAUGUAUUACCUACAGUUUUUAGUUAUAAUUUAGAGUAGAUAUUUCAUUUAAUAACGUAUUAAUAGAGAAACUUCAAACUAUACUUGUAUUAAGAAAUAAUAAACAUCUUGUAAACUUUCA
Bicyclus anynana (squinting bush brown) is the source of this 2365-nucleotide messenger RNA. Its product is annotated as BTB/POZ domain-containing protein 19. Gene Ontology annotation, molecular function: protein binding. Lineage: Eukaryota; Metazoa; Arthropoda; Insecta; Lepidoptera; Nymphalidae. The transcript has 10 exons. The coding region runs from base 437 to 1915 and encodes 492 amino acids. The record is from RefSeq and is a predicted model, not a curated record.